Molecule: messenger RNA, 936 nt
Organism: Peniophora sp. CBMAI 1063
Lineage: Eukaryota; Fungi; Basidiomycota; Agaricomycetes; Russulales; Peniophoraceae
Source: the annotation of a GenBank genome assembly
AUGUCUGACCGUCAAGAACUCCUUCGCAACGCAGUCGCAUUUCUCAAUGACCCAAAGACACAAGGCUCCCCUCUGGCACAACGCGUACAGUUCUUGCAAGCCAAAGGUCUCACACCGCAAGAGAUCGACACGGCGAUGAACCAGGCUGCUCCCUCUGCACCCGGUCCAUCGACCUACGCUGCGCCGUAUCCACAGGCUUACGCGCCCGUGGGCGUCUAUCCUCCAGCUGCCCAGCCUUGGGACUGGCGUGACUACUUUAUUACUGCUGUUGUAUCUGGUUCAAUAGCAUACGGUGCUGCUGCACUGGCCCGCAAAUAUCUCCUGCCACACCUCCAGCCUCCGAGCGCAACCGCCUACGAGGAGGAUCGUGAUGCCCUCACUGCGCAAUUCGACGCGGCGGAAGCGCUCCUGCGCGAGAUACAAGCGGACACCGUAGCAGUCAAGGCUGCAGUAACGGAGCAGAAGGAGCGUGUGGACAAGGUCACCUCGGACGUCGAGACCGCCGUGAAGGAGAUGCGUGAUGGGGAAACGAAGACAAGGGAUGAAAUGCGCGAAGUACGGGAGGAAAUCAACAACAUUCGCGAAAUGCUUCCUAAGAUGAUUGAGAAGAACAAGGACGCCCAGACCCAGUCACUAGCAGAGCUCCAACAAGAACUCAAGUCUCUCAAGGCGUUGCUUCUCAGUCGUGGCCCAACACAUUCAGGAUUGAGCUCGCCUCUACCGCAAAUGCCGCCCCGACCAUCCAUACCCGCGUGGCAGCUCGCACAACCUGCAUCACUACCUGCGUCAGCCACAGCCCCAACAUUUCCGCCCGUCACGCCAUCGCCGCCUCCAGCAGCGAGUUCGGUCUCUACACCGUACCAGAACGGGUUCCCAAGCUUGAAGGGGAAGGAGGUAGCGCCACCACCACCUGAGGAUAGUACGCCUGCUGCCUAA